This is a messenger RNA of Parnassius mnemosyne (clouded apollo), 2238 nucleotides long. NCBI's taxonomy places the organism in Eukaryota, Metazoa, Arthropoda, Insecta, Lepidoptera, Papilionidae. The record is from the annotation of a GenBank genome assembly.
UUGUUGAAGGAUGGAGUGAUUGAACCAAGUAACUCUCCUUGGCGAGCGCAAGUACUAGUAACAGGAGGCACUACACAUCGAAAACGUCUUGUCAUUGAUUAUUCCUUAACAAUUAAUAGAUUCACUGAACUCGAUGCGUAUCCACUACCUAACAUUGAAUCUAUGGUUUCCAACGUUGCAAAAUACAACUAUUUCAGCCAAAUUGAUUUAAAAAGCGCUUAUCACCAAGUGCCGAUUUUAGAGACUGAACGAAAAUAUACAGCAUUUGAAGCAUGUGGGGCCCUAUAUCAAUUUACUCGUAUACCAUUUGGAGUCACUAACGGCGUGGCUGCGUUUCAGAGAACGCUACAGUUCAUAAUUGAGGCUGAAAAUCUUAGAGGCACCUUCUGUUAUUUAGAUGACGUGACUGUAUGUGGCAAAAAUAGAGACGAACACGAUAAAAACUUGCAGCAAUUUAUGAAUGCUGUGAAGAAAUACAAACUUACGUUAAAUGAGAAGAAAUGCACUUUUGGAUCAAAAAGUAUAAGUCUAUUAGGAUAUUACAUUGAGAACAACGUUAUCAAGCCAGACAAAGAACGAUUAAAACCACUAUUGAAUCUCCCUACUCCAACAGAUGCAGCCUCAUUAAGACGUACUUUGGGUAUGUUAGCUCACUAUUCGAAGUGGAUUUACAACUUUUCAUACCUUAUUAAGCCUUUGAUUGAUAACACACGAUUCCCACUUAGUCAAGAAGCCAUAAAAUGUUUUAAUAUUUUAAAAUUGGAAAUAGCCAAAGCGUCCCUGACAGCUAUUGACAAUGAUGAAAUUUUUACAGUAGAAACCGAUGCAUCCGAGCACUCAAUAGCUGCUACCCUUUCUCAAAAUGGUCGCCCUGUAGCUUUCCUUUCAAGAACUUUGUCCAACACUGAACGCGGCCAUUCAUCUAUAGAAAAAGAAGCAAGCGCAAUUGUGGAAGCACUUCGUAAAUGGCGCCACUAUCUUAUUGGAAGAAAUUUUAUUUUGAUAACCGAUCAGCAGUCUGUUGCUUUUAUGUUCAAUCAAAAACAUUCAAGCAAAAUAAAAAAUGAAAAAAUUGAACGGUGGCGCUUAGAACUGUCUUGCUAUAAAUACGACAUAAUUUAUCGUCCAGGUCGACAAAAUACUGUAGCUGAUGCAUUAUCAAGAGUAUGCGCUCUCAUUAAUCCGAAUAAGCUGUAUGAACUACAUGACCAGCUGUGUCAUCCCGGUAUCACCAGAAUGGUACACUGGAUAAGAUCAAAGAAUCUUCCAUAUUCUGUUGAAGAAAUAAGAUUAAUGACAGCAUCUUGUAAAGUAUGUGCUGAGAUAAAACCACGGUUCUGUCAAUCGAAAGGCCAGUUGAUAAAAGCUAUUGCUCCAUUCGAGAGAAUAAAUAUCGAUUUUAAAGGCCCACUCCCAUCGAAUACUCAAAACCGAUACCUACUGACAAUUAUAGACGAGUACUCGAGGUUUCCGUUUGCGUAUCCCUGCAGUGAUUUAUCGGCGGCUACAGUGAUACGAUGUUUGAAAGAUCUUUUUCACACUUUCGGAUUUCCAUUAUACGUACAUUCCGAUCGAGGUACGACUUUUUUAUCAGAAGAGCUCAAAAAUUUUCUAACGCCACUUGGAAUAGCUACAAGCAGAACCACACCUUACAAUCCUCAAGGAAAUGGCCAAGUUGAACGACUAAAUGGCACACUAUGGAGAGCAAUACAACUCAGUCUUCGUUCAAAGAAUAUGGACAUUUCAAACUGGGAAAGCGUAUUAUCCAAUGCGUUACACUCACUUCGGUCGCUUUUAUGUACGACUACAAACGUCACUCCCCAUGAAAGAAUGUUCAAUCAUCCACGUCGUUCGCCUAAUGGAAAAUCUUUACCUACGUGGCUUAUAAACUCUGGACCUGUACUCAUAAAGAAAAAUAUAAGAACAUCCAAAUAUGAUCCACUUGUUGAAGAAGCAGAAGUUCUUCACGCAAAUCCAACUUACUCGCAUGUUCGUCUCUCUGAUGGCCGAGAAUGCACUGUAUCCAAUAGACAAUUGGCGCCCCUUCCUAUGAUUCGGAUUAGUGAAGAGGAAAAUGAAAAUGGCCAAGAUAAUGGAAAUAAUAUUCGCCCUGAUAUGAAUACAAACAAUGAGCCAGAGCGAAAUCCUCUGAGCAAUGAGGGCAGGCCUGUGCCCAGCAGUGAGACGUAUAUAGGCUGUAAAUUUAACUUUUUUUUUAACAGGAGCGAGGAGAUUUAA